CACUCAGCUGGAGCGACCGCCAGAGGAGGAGCUAUUCUGUUAUUUCUGAGCACUACAACUGUAUUAUUGUAUUAUUUGUUGUGUCUGAGUGUCUGUGUGUGUUGUUUGUUGUUGUGUGUCUGUGUGUGUGCUUUUAUUUUAGGUUACACCUCACUUGCCGGAUUAUCUUCAGGUUAUACCAACCUUUCCGGAUCAUUCAGUGAUGGAGCGCCACACAUUUGAGAGGACACCCCACUAUGACUACACGGAUGACGAGAUCUAUGAGAUGACCGAGGCUAUAGACAUUAUUCUGGCAUUCCAGGAAGAAAACAGAGAACAGGGACUAAGGAUCACCCAAUACUAUGAUCAACUCAACAUGGAGGAUUGCGAGGACGAUGACGGGCCCAUCUACAUGAAAAUUGAUGAUGGCAUAUAUUUAGAAAGCGAUGAGGAAGAAGAGGAGAAGAAGGAAAACAAAGAAGAGGAGGAGGAAAAAGAGGAUGAAGAGGAGAAAAAAGAAGAGGAAGAGAAGGGAAAAAAGAAGAUAAAUGAAGAGGAGAAGGAAGACGAAGAAGAGAAGCCGGAUGAAGGGGACAAUGAAGAAAAAAAAGAAGAGAAGGAGGAAGAGAAGGACAGAAAGAAGAAAGAACAAGUGGAGAAGAAUGAAGGGCAGAAAGAAGCAGAGGAAGAGUGGGAUUCGGAAUGAAGACUGGCAGGAACAAUUCUCUAUUGAUAUUCUCUGCAGUAGGAACCUUAGGAAUGAAAGCUGGAAUAGUCCUGAGAC
Molecule: messenger RNA, 763 nt
Organism: Hyla sarda
Lineage: Eukaryota; Metazoa; Chordata; Amphibia; Anura; Hylidae
Product: cilia- and flagella-associated protein 251-like
Exons: 8
Coding region: 203-685 (160 amino acids)
Source: RefSeq, a predicted model, not a curated record